Molecule: messenger RNA, 1705 nt
Organism: Amaranthus tricolor (Joseph's coat)
Lineage: Eukaryota; Viridiplantae; Streptophyta; Magnoliopsida; Caryophyllales; Amaranthaceae
Product: GRF1-interacting factor 2-like
Exons: 5
Coding region: 237-893 (218 amino acids)
Biological process (GO): positive regulation of transcription by RNA polymerase II; leaf development; cell population proliferation
Cellular component (GO): nucleus
Molecular function (GO): transcription coactivator activity
Source: RefSeq, a predicted model, not a curated record
CACACACAACAAAGCAUCCUUAUUCCUUACCCCCCUCUUUUUUCUUUAUAAUUUCAUACUCGUACGAAAUUUUGCACACCUGAAAACCUUAAACCCACUAAACUCCAUUUUUCCCUUUUUUUUUCCACUUUUGUUCCUAAUUUUCCAGAGUCAAUUUCCUUUUUUUUUUUCAAAUUGAUUUUCUGCAGGGUUAGGGUUUUUGGUUUUUUCUGUUCAAUUUGGGAAUAAACUGAAGCAUGCAGCAACAAGCUCCUUCAAUGAUGCCUGUUAUGCCCUCUUUUCCUCCUGCUAACAUCACCACCGAGCAGAUUCAAAAGUAUCUUGACGAGAACAAAAAGUUAAUUCUUGCUAUAUUGGAUAACCAAAACCUUGGGAAGCUCACUGAAUGUGCUCAAUAUCAAGCACAGCUCCAGAAGAACUUGAUGUAUCUGGCUGCAAUUGCUGAUGCUCAGCCACAGAUGGCGACUGUACCUGCCCAAGUGGCCCCGCAUCCUGCUAUGCAGCAAGGAGCGUAUUACAUGCAGCAGCAAGCUGCUGCGAUGGCUCAACAGCACGGCAUUUUCCCACCUAGAAUGCCUGCUCAGUUCAAUAGUGCACUUCAAAUGCAUGACCAGCAUCAACAGCAGCAACACCCGGUACACCAGCAGCAACAGCAACAGACUGCGAUCCCUGGGCAAAUGAACUUUAGACCCACAGGACUGAGCGAUGGUGUCCAUCCAAUGCAAACUGAAGCAGCACUUGGAGGCGGUAACAGUGGUGGCCCGCCUGCUUCAGCUAGUCCUAGCGACGGGCGUGGUGCAAACAAGCAAGACGGCCCUGAGGGUGGGUCCGUUGGUGAUGGACAAGGAAACUCCGGUGCAGGUGCAGGACAGAAUCCCGAAGAAGGAAAGUGAUUACGCCUUCUCAACGUAUAGGCAUAUGUAUGUCGAUAAGUAGUGAUAUGUCUUUCUCACACACAAGAAGAUUGUGGUGGUCUAGCCUCAUCAAAUAGAAGGUGCUCUUUUAUUGCAUGUUUUUUUUCUUUGUUUUUUUAAAUUUAUGUUUAGCUCAAAAUGUUAGUGAAAGAUGUAGGAUAUUAUGUUAUGUUGUGUCCUAUCCUAUGCUAUCAAAAAUUGAUAUCAAGCCUUACCAUAAUAUGCCAAUUAUGAAACUUAACCACCUUUAUAAGUGGUGAAGAUUGAUGUUUUAUCUAUAUGAAGUAUAUACAUUCUCUAGUGAUUUUCUGUAGUAAUUUUUGUUCUCUUAUGGUAGAUUUUACAGUUCGGGUGUUGGAAAUACUUCACAUGUGAGACAAGAUCCUACAUCGAUAAAAUAGUAGGUGGUGGACUUGCAUAUAUACCGGGUUGGCUAAUCCUCCUACAACCAUAUGGUUUAUGGAAUCAAUGAACCUCACCAAGUGUAUGUACAAGUCAAUGCUCUUCACCCGUGGGUUUGUGGGCCUGAGCCCACGGGAGUCCCAUGUCCACACGAGUGGACAAUUGUGAAAUUAUGUGACGAAUGUCACGGCCUAAUAUUGGGAUAAGUACUUGAUGACUCGUACCGUCUUCCCUUAUUAGUAGUAAUUUCAAGGAGGGAGGGGAAAUUUUCCUUUCUAUCCCACUAAGGUAAAUAUUUAUGCUAAGAUGAGAGGAAUCCCUCGAAUCUUCCUUCUCGAUCACAUUGUAACAAUUGUAUUCUCUUUAAUUUGAGUCUAAUUUUCAUUGUU